This is a messenger RNA of Sabethes cyaneus, 799 nucleotides long. RefSeq names its product U6 snRNA phosphodiesterase 1. The transcript is spliced from 3 exons. Gene Ontology annotation, molecular function: 3'-5'-RNA exonuclease activity. The record is from RefSeq and is a predicted model, not a curated record. Gene Ontology annotation, biological process: U6 snRNA 3'-end processing. The coding region runs from base 41 to 799 and encodes 252 amino acids. Lineage: Eukaryota; Metazoa; Arthropoda; Insecta; Diptera; Culicidae. Gene Ontology annotation, cellular component: nucleus.
ACUCGGUGUUUAAUGUACUUUCUUUAUUUAAAUCGCAUAAAUGCAGAAUAUUCUACAGUACUACAGUUCUGAUAGUGAUGAUAAUGAAAACACGAAACCAGCCAACGACAAAAAUGAAACCAAGUUACCUUUAUCAAAAAAUUUACUUCGAUUGGAAAAAACCGAAGAGCCCUCAACGAAAAACGUAGAAAAGCAUCAAGGUCGGAUUCGAACAUUUCCGCACGAGAGAGGAAUUUGGGCCAGUUACGUUUUCAUUGACUAUAACGAUAUUGAUGCAAUCAACGAUCUACAACAGUUGCUUGUAGAUCAGGUCUCCAACGAUUCAAGUUUAGAACUGAACAGAGUGGACAAUCUUCAUUUGAGCCUUACAAAAACUUUCAUUUUGCGGCAUCAUAAUAUUCCAACUUUUGUGGACAAUGUAAAGUCCGAACUCCACUCGAUUAAACGCUUCACAAUAUUGCUGUCCGACUUAGCCGUCUACUGUAAUGAAGAGCACACGCGUACCUUUUUAGCAAUAAAAAUUCAUCCGAACAGUUGCGGGCCGCUUGAAAACCUGGUAGAGAAACUUGACCACUGUAUGCGACUUUACAAGCUGCCCGAAUUCUACACGGACCGAUCUUUUCACGUUAGCAUACUGUGGGCCCUGGGUGAUCAGAGGAAGAAAUUGUCGGAAAGACUUGAAGAUUUACAAAGGUCUUUCGCGAGCUUCUACGAGGAAGAGUACUGUGAUAUGAAUGUGAAUGUCAGACAGAUUCAUUGCAAGUGUGGAAAUAAAUACUAUGAAUUUGAUUUGCUAUAA